Molecule: messenger RNA, 3447 nt
Organism: Ustilago hordei
Lineage: Eukaryota; Fungi; Basidiomycota; Ustilaginomycetes; Ustilaginales; Ustilaginaceae
Exons: 1
Coding region: 1-3447 (1148 amino acids)
Biological process (GO): protein phosphorylation
Cellular component (GO): nucleus
Molecular function (GO): cyclin-dependent protein serine/threonine kinase activity; ATP binding
Source: RefSeq, a predicted model, not a curated record
AUGCCGCCACCACCGUCUUCGAAUCGGGACCCACCUUCGUCGUCGAGCAGUAGCAGGCCCGCCGACGUGCCAGGGGGGAUUCGUAUAGCUGGCGCUGCAAGUCGUGCUGCUUCUGCUUCUGCAUUAGCUGGCCCAACACCUUCCCCCCGCGACACGCCGGGAAAGGAGAGCAAUAAGCCACCGGUGAAGCUGGAUAGAGAACCGCAUACGGCGUAUGCCCAUCGACUGCCGCCGAAAACUGCACCCGCACCGGCCCAAGGUGAGGUGGGGAAGGAACCGGUUGUACAGAGGAACAGCUCGAGUGUCAAGGAUACCGUUAGGGCUGGACAUCAGCGCCCACAAGCUCCACAGCAUCCAAGUAGUGCUGGCACCAGCACGGGUAGUGCUCAACCACCAGCACCUGCUCCAGCAACAGCAACAGCAACAGCAACAGCAACAGCAACAGCAACAGCAACAGCAGUUGGGGAUGAUGAUGAGGAAGAAGAAGGAGCAAUCGAUGACAACAGUAGCGCACAGCCAGCGCAGCAGGCUGGAGGAGCAUCUGCAUUCGGCUCUGGAUUCAAUCCACCGCCACCAAAAACUCCACUGCAUCCAUCGCGAACUCCUUCUGCCGCAAGCAAUGAUCGCCAUCGUCGUAGAGACCAAUACCAAUCUUACCAACCGAGGUCAGCUUCACCGCCAAAAUCGCAACCACCACCACCACCACCACCAGCGCCAUCGUCUUCUGCAGCUGCAUCAUACUAUCCUCGCAGUCCUUCUCCUCCUCGCAGCAGUCGAGAUUCGUACCCAGCUCAAGAUUCACGUUAUUCUCGUGACGACCAUCGCGCAGGCGGAGGGGCAAAUGGAAAUCUGCCAUCUCGCACCAACCAUCCGAGGGAUCACGAGCGCUCACGUGGAAGAGAUCGAGCUGAAGAUGGAUGGCAUGCCGAACCAAAUCGAGGCUGGAGUAGUAGCGAUUGGCGCAGCGGUGAUCGAGAUAGAGGUUGGGAUCGCUCCGACCCCAGAAGUGACCGGGAAAGGCAAUGGCACAGAGACCAUCGUGAUCGGCACUCGUACAACCGGAAUGGCUGGGAAAGAGAAGCUUCUCCACCAUCCACUACAACUCGACCUGAACAAAGGUAUGCUGGAUGGUCACCCACUCCACCACACACCAAAUCUUCCACCAGCCACCAAUCCACCGCCGACCCCGCCGCUCCCCAUUCGAAUGGCAAUGCUGAUCAACGCCCACCUUCUAGAAUGGGUCGUACUGAACCCCCUCCCCCUCUCAUCGCUGAGCAAGGUGGUGGUGGUGGGGUGAAAAGACCUCGCUCGCCCUCUGGAGCAAGAGGAAACUCUCCACCAGCAGGACUACUUAAACGGAAACCGAACUUUUCUGCCAUUGUUCCUCCAACCCUGCUCUCCCCUGGAAAGGAAAUGGAGAAACCGAUUGAGGAUAAGGAUAAUGUUGCGCCUGGUGCACCUCUCCCCCAUCCUCCUGCUGCUAGUAGUACUAUGCAGUCCCCCGUACUGCCUUUGAGGAUGGGAUCAGAGUUGGCGGGUACUACCUCCACCCUAUCCACGACAGCAGUGCAAUCGGCGGAUUCGAACUAUCAACUUAUGUGCGAAGCACUAGAUCAUGUUGAUUGUCCUUCUGUUCGACUUUCUUGUCUACCACGCAAACCCUCCUCCACCUCUACCUCUUCCGAUGAGAAGAUUCUGAGUGGACGAGAGAGAAGGAAGAACCGCCCGGCACCGAUCCCACUCAACCAACGCAAGUUCAUUGGAUGCUCCUCACUCGACGACUAUGAAAUAUCCAUCAAACUCGGCCAAGGAACCUUCGGCCAAGUUCUCAAAGGACGACAAAUCCUCACUGGCACUCAAGUCGCACUUAAAAAGGUUACCAUCCAUGACGCGAAAGACGGACUGCCCAUUACCGCUCUUCGCGAGAUCAAGCUUCUUAAGAAACUCAAGCAUCCAAGUAUAGUGCCGGUUAUCGAUAUGGCUUACCGUCCGAGUGGAGAGAGAGGGAAAUUAGGUGAUGUCUAUAUGGUCGAACCGUAUAUGGAUCACGAUUUGAACGGGAUGUUGGAAAACCCCUCGAUUAGGUUGGAACAUAGUCAGAUUAAGCUCUACAUGAAGCAACUUCUCGAAGGGACUCUGUAUUUGCAUAAGAAUCGGAUUCUCCAUCGGGAUAUGAAAGCGGCGAAUCUGCUGAUUAAUAACAGUGGUCAGUUGCAAAUUGCCGAUUUUGGUUUGGCUCGACCCUAUCGAGAUCCCGGGAAGAGUUGGACGGGGAAAGGGUGGCAGGGUGGGAUGCAAAAGUAUACCAAUAUGGUGGUUACGAGGUGGUAUAGACCUCCGGAGUUGUUGGCUGGGGAGAAAAAGUAUGGUCCUCCGAUUGAUAUGUGGGGUAUAGGCUGUAUCUUGGCAGAGAUGAUUAUGGGGAAACCGCUCUUUAAGGGGACUAGCGAGAUAAACCAGUUGCAGCUUAUAGCCGAGCUGUGUGGCAGUCCGAACGAAUCCUCUUUUCCAGGCUGGCGUAGCUUGCCAGGUGUGAAAGAUGCUGAUCCGACAGGGAGGCCGGAUCCGCAUCCGGAGGUGAAAGGACAACACGAUUUUGGAGAGUAUCCGAGAAAGGUCAAGGAGAUGUUUAGGAACGUUUAUGAUGCUGGACCUGGAUGUGCGGAUUUGAUUGAUAAGUUGUUGGUACUCGAUCCGAAGAAGAGAUUGACUGCGCAAGGAGCGUUGGAGCAUGAAUGGUUCUGGACGAAACCUUGGCCAGCUGAUAAGGCGACCUUGCCCAAGUACGAACAUAGUAAGGAGAUUGAUAGGGUUAGGAGGGAGUGGAAGCCCGCCCCUCAGCCUCAACAGCAGGUGCAACAGGUGCAGCAACAGGUGCAGCAACAGGUGCAGCAACAGAUGCCGCAACAGAUGCCGGUGCAGAUGGGCGGGGCGAGGCCGAUACAAGGAGUGGGUGGAGUGGGCAUGGGGAUGCAAACUAGACCACCGGCUUUUGGAAGAGCCUAUCCAAAUGGUGCUGGUGGUGUGGGGGAUGGAUGGGAUGCGCAACAGCAACAGCAGAGACCAGGGACGGGUGGUUCAGCUGUACCCUACCCCACACCUCCUCAGGGUCAGGGUAGAGCUUAUCCUACCGGUCCAGCGAACCCUUCUUACGGCGCAAGUGGGGGUUUAGGUGGUACUGGUCGCCUUGCAUACCCAAACCAACCCCAAGCAGGAGGCGGUGGUGGAGGGGGAAGAUUCGCUCAUCCAAACCAACACCAGCACCAACAAGCGCGACAUGGCUAUUCGACCCAUCAACAACACCAACAACAAGGCCAAGGACAGAGAAUGCACCCUGCCAGCACUUUACCUGCUCGUCCACCUAUACCUAACCCCGGAGCGGGUGCUCCAAGUGGGCCCAGAGGUCAGAAUAAUGGCGGUGGAGGCAAUCCUUACACCUCCUUCUAG